Molecule: messenger RNA, 4819 nt
Organism: Pecten maximus
Lineage: Eukaryota; Metazoa; Mollusca; Bivalvia; Pectinida; Pectinidae
Exons: 8
Coding region: 229-4269 (1346 amino acids)
Cellular component (GO): plasma membrane
Molecular function (GO): protein phosphatase regulator activity; protein phosphatase 1 binding
Source: RefSeq, a predicted model, not a curated record
AUGUAGGGAUUUGUAACGACUCGCAGACUCCAAAUCUCUUACCGGUCGCCUGUUACUGCUCUUCAAAACCCGGGAAUAGUCGCCAAAAUCACAAGGGUUCGUUACACAUGAUAUGAUGUAUGAAAUGGGUAGCACAAGCACAUUAGAUGUAGGGAUUUGUAACGAUAUCUGGCGACAACGAUUGGGGGAGUUUCAAAGCAUCACUGUCACUUCCUCUCCGUAAACAAAAUGGCAGCCAAGUACCAAUCUACCAAGGAAACUGUCAAUUUUGCGCGAAUUUGUAGAGUAAUGGUUGAUGUUGUCCCAGAUGUCUUCAGAGAAUUACUGCUCUGCCGUCUGCCAGCUUCAGGACUUACCCCUACUCUUGGCAACCAGAAGACACAGAUCUUCUCCCAGUUGAAUAAACAGCAGAAGAAGAUCCUGUACCCCCCAGUUGGAAUGUUUGUAGGUUCUCUGAAAGAUUUAGAUGUAUCACUUAUCUACAUCUUACUUAGGAACUUAGGAAAUAUUCCUCCUCACCAGAAUGGUUGGGGGAAAAGUCCAGAUCCUGCAGACAGGUCUCUUUCUGCCAACAUUGAGCGUCUGCGUAUUCAUCGUAAUGAAGCAUACGCACAUGCAAAUACUGCCUUCCUUUCUGAUGGAGAUUUUCAGACAAGAUGGGUGGACAUCAGACAGAGUGUGGAGGAGAUAGAGAAAGUUGUCCCAAUGAAAAUGACAUUUGUCACGGAGAUAGACAGCAUACUGACCAUGAGGAUUGACCCCUUAACAGAGACUUUGAAUGUUCUUGUAAAGAAACUUGAAGAUAAAACCAAUGAUGUAAAAGACCAACAAGAUACAACAGCAAAUGAUGUGGAUGAAAUAAGAGGGGAGAUCAGUGGUCUCAAAGAUCAACAUGACACAAUGGCAACUAAUGUGGAUAACAUAAAGGGGGAAUUUGAUGACUUCAAAGGUAGACAAGACAUGUUGAAAACUGGUGUGGCAAAUGUCAAAGGGGAAAUAAGUGAUGUUAAAGACAGACUAGACACAAUAAAAAAAGACAUGGAGAGACAUAAAGAAAGGGAUCCUAAGAUGGUCUCCAUGAUAGAAACAACAAAAAACAUGAUAAAUAAUGAAAGAAAAAGUUACCAGUUUAUUGCCACCAAAAGUUUCUGUGAUGCCCGGGAAAAACUUCUGAAGAACAGGAUUGUUAUAAUCCAGGGAAAUACGGGAGAUGGGAAAUCAUCUAUUGCAAUUGAACUCCUUCGUUCACUUUGCAGUGAGGAGGAGCAACAGAAGAACCUUUGCAGACAACCACUGGAAUUAUAUGACAUAAAGGACUUAGAUUCAGUGGCACCAAAGUCACAAUUAGUUGUUUAUUUAGAUGAUAUUUUUGGUAAGAAUGCUGUGUGUUGUGCAGAUGUGGAAGAAUGGGAGAAAAGACAAAAAGCUGUUCUAUCCAAAUUUUGUGAAAGUGAGCACUCUGAGAGCAAUUUUCUUGUCAUUACCAUUCGCAGUGGAAUUUUAAACUCUUUAGAUAGUUCUUGUUUGGAAAAUAUAUUCACAGAGCAAAACAUUAUUGACCUAAAUGAGUACAAAGAUGAAAAAGAAAAACUGGAAUUAUUAAGGUUAUAUGAACCAAAAGAUGAAUUUGUUAAAUGGACAGAUGAUGAAGAGAAAGAGAUAAUUAGAUCAGCCCCAGACAUUGGGUUUCCCCAGUGUUGUAGAUUGUUCAGGGACACACCCGCUUUGCAAGAAGAGAGAUUAAACUUCUUUAGAAGACCUUUUCAUUUUAUGAAAUCAGCUUUAGCUAAAUUAAAAGAUGGGAAAUUUUAUGGGUUGCUCUAUCUGUUUCUCAAUGGAGGCAAAUUGAUGGAAAAUGAUUUAGACCCUUCCAGUGAAAAUAUUAAUAACAAAUUGCUAGAAGCAGCAUUUGCUGUUGAUGUAGUCAGAGUAAUUCCAACUUCAGAACUCAUGUACAACAAGGGGAGAAAACCUGAAUUUGUGAAGGAAUCAUUGGAAAGUCUGCUGGGUUCACUGGUGAAAAAAGAGUUCACCGAAAUAGAAGGAGGAUUUGAUCCUUAUUACAAAUUCAAUCAUGAUUCAAUUGAGGAAACAGUGGCACUUUUGUAUGGAGAGAAAACUCCCAUUGGCUACAUACAAAAUUGUCCCAGCAAGUUCCUCAGUUUUCUUACUACAGCCAAACACACCCCAAACAGGAUAGUCAUAUCAUCUUACGAAAAAAAAGAUGCCAUGUACAAACGCUCACUCAAAGAGUUUAAAUCUAUUGAUCCCAGAAGAUAUAGGUAUUUUAGUGAAUGGGAAUAUUUAGUUACAUUAGAUGUAUGGAAUGAUACCCAGUUUCUACAGGGAUAUAUUAAAUGGCUAAAUGGUCAGAAUGUUGACCAAACUUUGUGUCUUGAGAUAAAACUUGCCUUAUUGAAUGGAGCAUGCUCCAUUGGUUCAGAAGAAUGUGCCUCGUAUCUCCUAUUACAGGGUGUUACACCUGACAAGGAGACACCAUUUUUUGUAGUGAAGGGUGGGAGUGUAGAUCUACUGAGGAAACUACUGACAUAUGACAUCACUCCUACAGCGAGGGCACGCAAGUCACGCAGGUCACGCAAGUCACGAUCAUCACAUAAAGCAGCACAUAUCAAUGUUCUUCACAAGGCGUGUUUGAGUGAAAGAGAAGAGAUGGUGGCCUUGUUGUGUGACAAUUAUCCAGACUUGGUAUAUGACACUGGAAAAGAUGGAAGUAGCACACUCCAUCUUGUGGUAUUGACAGGAAACUGUAGUAUAUUUCAGACUGUGGAGAGAACGGUACUUAAAUCCUUGUGUAGAGUUGAAGAUGCGCAACAUCAGUGUGAAUCAGAAGAUGGUCGUGUGGUACAUCGAAAUUGUGCAUGUGCUCAGUUCAUGUCACAGUUAAGUAAUGAGUAUGGCAUGACAGUAUUACAUCAUAGUUGUAAGCAUGGAAAACAAGAGCUUAGUUUAGAUUUGUGCAAGGUUUACCCAACACUAACCACAACUUUAGGUUGUAAGCUUGGGGAAACAAUUUUACAUUCUUGUUGUAAGUAUGGACACAGGGAGCUUUUUUUCGAGUUGUGUAAGCUAUAUCCUGCACUAAUCACAGUUGUAGAUGUGCAUGGGAGAACUGUAUUGCAUGUAAGUUGUAUUAGAGCACACAGGGAGAUUUGUUUAGAUUUGUGUAGAAUAUAUCCAGCACUAACCACAGUUGUAGAUAAGAAAGGGAAGACAUUUUUACAUUGGAGUUGUUUGUGGGGAGACUUGCAGCUUUGUAUAGAUUUGUGUAAGUUACAUCCAGCAUUAGCCUCAGUUGUAGACAAUGAGGGGAGGACAGUAUUACAUGUGUGUUGUGAGUGGGGUUGCACCACAGAGAAUUUUAUAAUUUUAUGUAACUUAUACCCAGCACUAAUCACAGCUGUAGAUUACCACAGGUUAACAAUAUUACAUUGGAGUAGUAAGAGGGGACGCAGGGAGCUUUGUUUACAAUUGUGUAAAUCUUUCCCAGCACUAACCACCAUCGUAGAUAGCUACGGAUGGACAAUAUUACAUUGGAGUUGUAUAAAUGGACAUACAGAGCUUUGUUUAGAGUUAUGUAAACUCUUCCCAGCACUAACCACAAUUGUAGACAAAGAUGGGAGGACAGUAUUAUUUGUGAGUUGUAUAAAGAGACAUGUGAAGUUUUGUUUAGAACUAUGUAAGUUAUAUCCAGAACUAAUCACAAUUGCAGACAAGUUUGGGAAGACUAUAUUACAUACGAGUUGUAGUACGGGACAAAUGGAGCUUUGUUUAGAGUUAUGCAGAGCCUACCCAGCACUAACCUCAUAUGUAGAUAAUAAAGGGAGGACUAUAUUACAUAUGUGUUGUGAAAAGGGACGCAGGAAGCUUUGUUUAGAUUUGUGCGAGCUCUACCCAGCACUAACUACAGUUGUAGAUAAGGAAGGGAGAACCAUAUUACAUAUUUGUUGUAUGCAGAGAUACAAGGAGCUUUGUCUAGAUUUGUGUACGCGCUACCCGGUACUUACCACAAUGAUAGACAAGUUUGACUGUCAUUGUCUACAUUACAUAGCCAAGGGUACAUCAGAUGUAAUCUGGUUCACUAAAUGUGAAACUCAUGUGCAACAGUACACAGAGUCAACAGGGCAGAAAUAUGACAUCACAACUAUACUUACUGAUGACGGGAGAUCUGUUUUAGACAUGGCAAAGGAAUUCAAGUACAGUAGGAACAACCCUUUGCAUGAUCAUCUUGUCAAAUUUUUCAAGAAAUAAAAUUAGAUGUCCAUUCUAACUACUGUACACUUAAUUACCUGUGUAACACGUAGGUGACAAAGCAAAAAGAUGAGGUUGAAGAAAUAUUCUUGUCCUCAUCAUUUUUAAUAAGGUAUUAAAACAGUGUUGCAGUGACAGUAAUUAUUGCCAUAUUGAACAUUAUCUUUAACCAUACAGAAAUGCACAGUUAACUUUUGAAAAUUGAUAAUUGUCUUUCUCUUUUAAAAAAUAUUUUAGUAAAGUGUGGGGAUAUCUCAUCCAAAAACUAGUUGAGGUGAGCAUAUAUUUCAGUUUUACCUCAACUAAAGCCACUUAACCACUGUAAGUAAGCCGAUUUCUAUCACCAAGAUCUAACCAGAUGCAUACUAUAAAAAUACAGUUUGUAAUUAUAUACCAUUACUUAGACAUUAAAAACAACCAUAUGAAGAUGGCGGCAACAUUAAUUAGGCCAUAUAAUGUUAGUAAAAUUUCAUUUACUUGACAUCAUGGGGUCUGUAUUUAUGCCCCAGCACAACAAUGAAAUGGCGAAAUUUUGGGGGGGGGGGGGGGG